UAAUCAAGGACGGCCACACUGAACGAAUGACGCGUUUACACGUCAAAGAAAAAAAUAAAAGCCAUACUAAAAGGUAACUGCUUACGAUAAUAUAAUGGGUUUAACUAUAUCUAGCUUGCUAACACGUCUGUUUGGAAAAAAACAAAUGCGCAUUCUUAUGGUUGGUUUGGAUGCAGCUGGAAAGACAACCAUACUCUACAAACUUAAACUUGGAGAAAUUGUGACAACUAUUCCAACUAUUGGCUUUAACGUCGAAACUGUAGAGUACAAAAAUAUAUGUUUUACAGUUUGGGAUGUUGGUGGUCAAGAUAAAAUUCGUCCUUUAUGGCGCCACUACUUUCAAAAUACCCAGGGUUUGAUUUUUGUAGUAGACUCCAAUGACCGAGAUCGAAUUAAUGAAGCUGAAAAAGAAUUACAAAACAUGCUUCAAGAAGAUGAGCUACGAGACGCCGUGCUUUUAGUGUUUGCCAACAAACAAGACUUGCCAAAUGCGAUGAGCGCUGCCGAACUUACAGAUAAGUUGCAUCUAAACCAAUUAAGGAACCGUCAUUGGUUUAUUCAAGCUACUUGCGCCACUCAGGGUCACGGACUUUACGAAGGACUUGAUUGGCUUUCAGCAGAAUUGGCUAAAAAAUAAAAGUCUAAAAUAUAUGAAAAAUUUUUAAACUGUACCAUAGACGUUCGUAUUGUUCUCUGAUGAUAACUAUACAGUAGAAUAUAAAUAAACUUGUAUAUGAUUUAAAAA
Messenger RNA from Drosophila bipectinata, 745 nucleotides. It is a transcript of the gene Arf4, whose product is annotated as ADP-ribosylation factor 2. NCBI's taxonomy places the organism in Eukaryota, Metazoa, Arthropoda, Insecta, Diptera, Drosophilidae. Gene Ontology annotation, biological process: intracellular protein transport; vesicle-mediated transport. Gene Ontology annotation, cellular component: cytoplasm; plasma membrane. Gene Ontology annotation, molecular function: GTP binding; GTPase activity. The record is from RefSeq and is a predicted model, not a curated record.